This is a messenger RNA of Closterium sp. Naga37s-1, 1878 nucleotides long. NCBI's taxonomy places the organism in Eukaryota, Viridiplantae, Streptophyta, Zygnematophyceae, Desmidiales, Closteriaceae. The record is from the annotation of a GenBank genome assembly.
AUGGCUGCCCUCGCGACCGUUUCCUCUUCUGCUGUCACCAUCGCGGGGCUGACGUCUAUCAGAAGCGGUGCCGCCGUCAACCACAAUGUGUCGUCGCUUGCUCUCCGCUCCGUCUCCUUCUCUGGUCUCCGCAAGGAUGACUCUCUUUCCGCCGCCGCCGCGUCGUCGUCCUUAGCGCACGCCGCCAUCUCUGCCCUCAGCAGCAAGCGCAAUGCGCCCGCGCAGAAGCGCGCUGGAUCGGCGCGCGCAGCUGCGGCGGAGCCCGUGGUUGCCUCAGCGGCGUACGUUGCGCCGAAGAAAAUCCUCAUGAUGGGCGGCUCGCGCUUCAUCGGGCUGUACCUCGCGCGCGCGCUCGUUAAAGCGGGGCACGAGGUGACGCUCUUCACACGUGGCAAGGCGCCGGUGACGCAGCAGAUCCCGGGGGAGACGGACGCGGAGUUUGCGGAGUAUUCCGCCAAGGUGAAGCACAUCAAGGGCGACCGCAAGGACUUCGACGGCGUGCGCAGACUGCUGCGCGGGUCGGGCUUCCAAGUGGUGUAUGACAUCAACGGCCGCGAAGGCGCAGAGGUGGAACCCAUUCUCGACGCGCUGCCUCGCCUCGAACAGUACAUCUUCUGCUCGUCCGCAGGAGUUUACCUCAAGUCUGAUGUGCUUCCGCAUCGCGAGGAGGACGCGGUGGAUCCCAAGUCGCGCCACAAGGGCAAGCUCGACACGGAGGCGCUGCUGCAGGCGCGCGGCGCGCCGUGGACGUCGAUCCGCCCCGUGUACAUCUACGGGCCGCUCAACUACAACCCCGUGGAGGAGUGGUUCUUUCACCGCCUCAAGGCCGGCCGCCCCAUCCCCGUGCCCAGCUCCGGCAUGCAAGUCACGCAGCUGGGCCACGUUAAGGACCUGGCGAGGGCGUUCGAGCUGGUGCUCGCGAACCCCCUAGCCAUCGGCGAGGUGUUCAACAUCUCGGGCCCGCGCUACGUGACGUUUGACGGCAUCGCAAACGCGUGCGCGGAGGCCAUGGGCGCGCCCAAGCCCACGCUCGUGCACUACACCCCCAAGGACUUCGACUUCGGCAAGAAAAAAUCCUUCCCUCUGCGCGACCAGCACUUCUUUGCGAGUAAUGAUAAGGCGGAGGAUCUGCUCGGGUGGCGCCCGCAGUACGAUUUGGUCGACGGGCUCCGCGACUCGUACCAGCUGGAUUUCGGCCGCGGGACGUUCCGCAAGGCCGCGGAUUUCUCCGUGGAUGAUAUGAUUCUGGAGAAGCUGGGUGUGAGCUCUUCUUCGUCUUCCUCCUCCUCCGCAUCCUCAUACUCUUCCGCCUCGUCUGGUGCUUCUGCGAGCGGCAGCGUGGCCACCGGAGCGGGUGUGAGCUUGGCGCAGCUGCAGACGAUGCCUGUGCCCAUGCUCAAUGCACUGGCUCGCGCCCGAGGCAUUCACGCCACCUCCCGUCCCGACCUCAUCCGCCGCCUCGCCGCUGCUGGCGCAGGCGCAGGAGCAGGAGCGGGAGCGGGUGUGGGUGUUUCGGGAGGUGCCAGUGGUGGGAGUGGGUUGAGUGUGGCGGAGUUGGAGAGGAAGAGCAUCGGGGAGUUGAGGGCUCUGGCGCGGGCUAGGGGCGUGAGGGGGGAUACCAAGGCUGAGCUUGUCAAGCUGCUUAGCUCCGGUGCUGCUCCUGCUGCUGCAGCUGCUGCCAGCCCUGCUGCCUCGUGGAGUGCCCCAGCAGCACCGGCUGCCAGCAGCAGCAAUGGCGCGGGAGCGGGUGCUGCGCUCUCUGAGAAGCAGCUGCUGGCCAAGUCGAUGGGCGAGCUGCGUGCGCUGGCUGCACGCCAGGGCAUCCGCGGGGGCAACAAGGCUGAGCUUGUCAAGGCGCUUGUUGCCGCUAACAAGUAG